GAGCAAAUUACUACAAACCCGCCCACGAACCAAUCAGGCAAGCGAUCAUGUCGCUCUCUUCUUUAUCGAAAACAUCAUUCAGGGGACCACAAUCCUCCAAUCUCUUCUCCAAAACGGUUCAGACCGCGAGGCGUGGUUUCCGGAUCACCGCCCCUGCCGCGAUUCGCGUGUCUGAACUUAUCAAGAACGACCACCGCGAACUGAAGGAUGCUUACCAUCAAAUUCUAGGUGCAAAAACGAAUGAUGAAAGGGUCAGAUGGCAAAACCAAUUUACCUGGGAGCUGGCCCGCCACUCGAUUGGCGAGGAGCUAGUCGUGUAUCCCCAGAUGGAGCUAAAGCUGGACAACGGCAAGGCCAUGGCGGAGCACGAUAGAGAGGAGCACCAAAUAGUCAAGGAGCUUCUCUAUACAUUUCAAGGCCUUCAGCCUGAUGAUACCGAGUUCAUCCCUACUCUUCAAAGCCUGUGGGCGAACUUAGAGCAGCACAUCAAUGAGGAAGAAAGCCAAGAUCUACCGGCUCUUGAACAUGCCAUUGGUGAAUCUGCCUCCGAAAGUAUGGCGCGUUCUUUCGGUCGCACUAAGAAUUUCAUUCCUACGCGGAGCCAUCCAGCGGCCCCUGACCGGCCACCGUAUGAAACUGUUGUUGGUCUGAUGUCUGCGCCUAUUGAUCGAUUGGGUGACAUGCUAAGAAAGUUUCCCGACCAGAAGGCAUGA
Molecule: messenger RNA, 713 nt
Organism: Aspergillus neoniger CBS 115656
Lineage: Eukaryota; Fungi; Ascomycota; Eurotiomycetes; Eurotiales; Aspergillaceae
Product: HHE domain protein
Exons: 2
Coding region: 48-713 (221 amino acids)
Source: RefSeq, a predicted model, not a curated record